AUGGGCUGUUUCUGCAGUAGAGGUCCUCUCCGGAACAGCGGGGAUGAGCCCCACACAGAUGCAGUGAAUGACGCCUCUGCUUCACAGAGGGGUGGUCGGACGAAAUCGGGUCAGAUUCAAGCAGUUGUAGAGGCUAAGUGUCGGCAAGCCUCUCAAACGAAGGUUCUGGCCCUACGGGAGUGUGCUUUACGAUCACUUCCUGAGGAUGCUACCGAGAUGGAAGAUCUACGGACGCUCGAUCUGGCAUUCAAUCGGCUUACGAGUUUACCUAAGGAGGUUGCUUGGCAUGCUAGUCUCUUGAAGUUGAACCUGAGUUCUAAUCAAUUGAGGGAAGUGCCCUCUUCACUGGUUUUCCUUUUAAAGUUGCAGUCACUGCAGUUGCAGGACAACAAAAUCGAGAAAGUCGGAGGUUAUGCCUUUCCGGGCUCAUUGGUGGAGCUCAAUCUGUCGAAUAAUAAAUUAAACCACAUUGGAGAGGAAGUUUUCGAAACGCUUAAUGCGCUAGCUGACGUCGACCUGUCGGGUAACCAGUUGCAGACUAUCCCCACGAAGGUUCUGUUCCGGGUAGCCAGCAAGACGUUAACCACCGUUAAAGCAGAACACAACAAAAUCACAGAUAUUCAGUGGCCUGACGAUGGUGCUGAUGUUCAGCUAGAUCGGCUCAGGGAAAUGGACUUGUCGUACAAUCGUCUUUCAACUGUUCCCUCCGAACUCUUCACCAACACAGCAUUGGUUGAUCUAUGGCUGCAGGGCAACAAUCCUGAUCGACUCAAUAAGUAUACUAUUAAAGAGAUUCCUGGCUUCGACGAUUAUGUACAGCGACGGAAGGGUAAAAUUGACAAGCGAAUGAAUAGCAAGGGAGGUAGCAAGUUGAAUUUGGCCAUGUGCGGCUUAGAGUGAUCCGAGUCCACUAUGAAUGCAGCAGCAGCAGGUGGUCGUCGACUCCACAGUUGUGUAGUAUGACCAUUGUUCAGUAGUAGUGUGGUUUCCGCAAGUUGACAGUAGCUGCCGCUACGAGC
This is a messenger RNA of Perkinsus marinus ATCC 50983, 1019 nucleotides long. RefSeq names its product leucine-rich repeat protein 1, putative. The coding region runs from base 1 to 900 and encodes 299 amino acids. The record is from RefSeq and is a predicted model, not a curated record. NCBI's taxonomy places the organism in Eukaryota, Perkinsozoa, Perkinsida, Perkinsidae. Gene Ontology annotation, molecular function: protein binding. The transcript has 7 exons.